CUGGGGGCAGCCAAGGGGAGGAGCCCCAAGGGAGGCUGUAUAUAUGGGGCUGGGGCUCUGGGGCUGGGGCAGUGUGGACGGAACAAUGGCUUCACCCACAGCCACAUGCGUCCUGGCCUGGGCCCUGGCACUGCUCUGGGAGGGGACCCAAGGUGCGGACCCUGCCCCCUGCUUCUUCCCCUUCACCUACAAGGGCAAGGUCUACACAGAAUGCACAACCGAGGACAGCAUCUGGUCCAGCAUCUGGUCCAGCCCCUGGUGCGCCACCACCACCAGCUACGACCGGGACAAGGCCUACAGGUUCUGCUCCAAGGAGGCCUACAGCGGGAACGCGGGCGGCGAGCCCUGCUUCUUCCCCUUCGUGUACAGGGGCCGCACCUCCCACACCUGCAUCACGGAGCAGAGCUACGGGGUCCAGCCCUGGUGCUCCACCACAGCGAACUACGACACGGAUGGUCGCUGGAGCUCCUGCCCUGACACAUUGCUUGGGGGGAACUCGGAGGAGCCCUGUACAUUCCCGUUCUGGUACAAAGGCAGGAGGUACACAGGUUGCACCAUGGAUGACAGCAAGCGGCCCUGGUGUGCCACCACAAGGAACUACGAUGCGGACCAUAAAUGGAGGUACUGCGGCACAGCAGCGGGGGGGGGAAGUUCGGAGAGCUCCCCUUGCGUCUUCCCCUUCAUCUAUAAGGGCACUACCUACCACAGCUGUACGGCAGUCGAUGACAAGAUGGGACGGCCCUGGUGUGCUACCACUCCCAACUACGACAAAGACCAUCUCUGGCGCUUCUGCUUGAGCGAGGCCUACGGGGGGAACUCCAAUGGCCAACGUUGCACGUUUCCUUUCGUCUACAAAAAACAGCUAUUUCACACCUGCACCAACGCUGGAGACAAGAUGGGACAUUUCUGGUGCGCUACAAGCCAGAACUACGACCGGAAUAAGCUGUGGAGCUACUGCCCCGAUACCAGUAAUGUAUCCAGUCUGCUUCUUCUGGGUGGGAACGCGCCAGGAAAGAGCUGUGUGUUCCCCUUCGUCUAUAACAAACAAGUGCACUACACCUGCAUCAGCGACGGGGAGAGCUCGGAAAAACUGUGGUGCAGCACCACCCGGAAUUACGACGUGGACAAGAAGUGGACUUACUGCUCCAAGCCAGACUACGACCGCCCCUCCCACGACAAGCUCUGUGUCUUCCCCUUCAUCUACAAGAAGUUUAAAUUCCACACCUGCACCAACCUGGCGGAGGCCAACGGGAAGUUCUGGUGUUCCAGCACAGACAACUACGACCAGGACCAUCAGUGGAGCUACUGCCCUGCCUGAGACAGGUGACAGCCCCAGAGCCGGGAGGAGACAGAACGAUGACAUUCGAAAUUAAAUGAAAGGAAUGAGCCCCGCUCUGGACACCUCUGGUCUCCCAACAAAGAUCGCUUCUGAUCAACGGAUGCCAGUGGCAUAAUCAGCCUUGAAUCCAAAUCUAAAUGUGCUCAUUUCUCUAGUUGAUUUUAGUAAAUUCAAAUAAAGCAUCUUCUGAAACAC
Molecule: messenger RNA, 1534 nt
Organism: Trachemys scripta elegans
Lineage: Eukaryota; Metazoa; Chordata; Testudines; Emydidae
Product: epididymal sperm-binding protein 1-like
Exons: 9
Coding region: 44-1318 (424 amino acids)
Cellular component (GO): cell surface
Molecular function (GO): heparin binding
Source: RefSeq, a predicted model, not a curated record